GUCAACGGAACAAUGCUUUUUGUCGCGAGAAAAAAGACGGUUAAUGUAAUUCGUCUGAUGCUGCUUCUGUUGGGUUUCAUGGAGGAUGUCACUGGACAGCUAACAUAUUCGGUUUCGGAAGAGGUAGAACCAGGAACCACUGUGGGUAAUAUCGCCAAAAACCUAAACAUCAACAUUCAGGAGCUUCAGUCACGUGUGUUUCAAGUAGUCUCCGGUUCCAAGACAAAGUAUUUUGAGGUAAAUUUAGACACCGGGCUAUUAUAUGUUAAUGAGAGAAUAGACAGAGAAGUCAUUUGUCCAAGUACCACCAAAUGUGUAGUUAAUAUGGAAGCUAUCAUUCAUAAUCCUUUGAAGGUUUAUCGUGUUGAAAUAAAUAUUUUAGAUAUUAAUGAUAAUUCGCCAUCAUUUAAAUCUGAAUCGCAAUCAAUAAAUAUUGCAGAGAGCACCUUACCAGGGGUUAGAUUUCCUUUACGUGGCGCUCACGAUCCGGAUGUCGGGAAAAACGCAAUUAAAACGUACAAACUGAGCCCCAGUGAGCAUUUCUCACUAACGUUACACUCCAGGAGUGAACAGAGUGUAUCUGCUGAGUUGGUGUUGCAGAAGCCUCUGGACCGAGAGAAACAAUCUGUGAUUCAGCUGCUUUUAACUGCUGUUGACGGUGGGACUCCGCCGAAGUCUGGCUCAUCGGAAAUUAUAAUUAAUAUUCUGGAUAUUAAUGAUAAUACUCCAGCAUUUAGCAGCUCAUUGUAUAAAGCCCGUAUUUACGAAAAUGUUCCAAUUGGAACUUCUCUAAUUACACUGAAUGCAACCGAUUUGGAUGACGGGAUAAACAGUGAAAUUGUGUACCUGUUUAGUGAAGAUGAGCAGGAUCUAAUUUUCGAUAUUUUCCGUAUAGACCCCACAAGUGGUACUAUUACAGUUAAAGGGAAUAUUGAUUAUGAGUUGAAUACCGCCUUUGAAAUCCGUGCAGAAGCGCAUGACAAAGGCCAGCCUCCGAUGGCCGCGCACUCUAAAGUGCUUGUUGAAGUAAUUGAUGUUAACGACAAUUCUCCGGAAAUUUUAGUGAAACCACUUUUAAACACAGUUCAAGAAAAUGCAAAAGUGGGUACCGCAAUAGCACUUGUGGAAAUUCUUGAUAAAGAUGGUGGUCAGAACGGCGUUGUGAAUUGUAAAAUAUCUGGUGAAGAAUCGUUUAAAUUACAUACAAACUAUAAGAAUUAUUAUUCUUUAGAAGUGAACGGACCUCUGGACAGAGAGAGCGCUUCUCAGUACAACGUCACCAUCAUAGCUACGGAUGAGGGGAGCCCGCCUCUGUCCAGCACCAGCGUUUUUGCGAUACUGGUCUCUGACGUAAAUGACAACGCGCCGCAAUUUUCCCAGCCAGAGUUUAAUAUUCAUGUAGAUGAAAACAGCCCAGUUGGAGCUCUUUUACAAACGGUGACGGCGUUCGAUGCUGAUGCAAAUGAAAACGCACAAGUUACAUAUUCUUUAAUGGACGGUAACAGCAAAGGAGCCCCUGUCUCCACCAUGAUAAACAUAAACUCUCUUACUGGAAGUAUAUAUAGCUUGCAGGCUUUUAACUAUGAAGAUAUUAAAAAUUUCCAGUUUCGAGUUCUUGCGACGGACUCUGGUGUCCCUCCACUAAGCAGUACAACGACUAUUAACGUUUUUAUCCUGGAUGUGAAUGACAACAGCCCUGGGAUUCUUCCACCCUAUUCUGACCAGGGCUCCGUUCACACGGAAAGCAUUCCCUACGCUGCGGAAGCUGGUUACUUUGUUGCCAAGAUCAGGGCUGUGGAUGCCGACUCUGGAUAUAAUGCUCUGAUUUCUUUUCACAUUGCAGAACCAAAAGGAUCCAAUCUAUUUAGAAUUGGAACCAGUACCGGAGAGAUAAGAACUAAAAGGCGAAUGAGUGACAAUGAUUUGCGGACCCAUCCGUUGGUCAUUUUGGUUUCUGAUAGCGGAGAUCCUUCUCUUUCGUCCACAGUGUCUGUUGACGUUGUUGUUGUUGAAAAUAAUGGGGAUUUAAAGACUAAGUUUAAAGAAAGACCGCUGAAAGAAGAUCAGUUUUCGAGUUUACACUUAUACCUGCUCAUCGCCAUUGUGUCAGUUUCUGUGAUAUUUUUACUCAGCAUCUUCAGUCUAAUAGCAUUGAAGUGUCACAGGACAGACGACUCUUUCGGCAGAUACAGCACCCCAGCGAUCACCGCCCACCCCGACGGAAGCUGGUCUUACUCUAAAUCCACUCAGCAGUAUGACGUGUGUUUUAGUUCAGAUACACUGAAGAGUGAUGUAGUAGUUUUCCCAGCAGGUUGUCCGCCUCUAGAUGCAGAUUUAAUCAGCAUUAACGAACUCGACAAUUUCAAACAAAAUCAAACGUUACCCAAAAGUGAAAAGGUAAGAAUAUAA
Molecule: messenger RNA, 2409 nt
Organism: Brienomyrus brachyistius
Lineage: Eukaryota; Metazoa; Chordata; Actinopteri; Osteoglossiformes; Mormyridae
Product: protocadherin alpha-3-like
Exons: 1
Coding region: 13-2409 (798 amino acids)
Biological process (GO): homophilic cell-cell adhesion
Cellular component (GO): plasma membrane
Molecular function (GO): calcium ion binding
Source: RefSeq, a predicted model, not a curated record